Molecule: messenger RNA, 1912 nt
Organism: Phasianus colchicus (ring-necked pheasant)
Lineage: Eukaryota; Metazoa; Chordata; Aves; Galliformes; Phasianidae
Gene: ATXN7L3
Product: ataxin 7 like 3
Biological process (GO): regulation of transcription by RNA polymerase II; positive regulation of DNA-templated transcription
Cellular component (GO): DUBm complex; SAGA complex
Molecular function (GO): transcription coactivator activity
Source: RefSeq, a predicted model, not a curated record
AGCGCCCCUCCCUCCUCCCUCCCUCCUCCUUCCCCCCUCCGCCGUCUCCUCCCCUCAGCGCCGCACCGCCGGGCGGGGGGAGCAGCGAGCGCCAGGCCCGGCCCUGCCCUGCCCUGCCAUGGCGAGCCGGGCACCGCCGUACCGCGCCGGGGGGCGGCGCUGAGCGGCCCCGGGCCUGGGCCUGGCCCGGCCGCCUCGGGCCUGCGCGCCGCCCUCUCCCUGUGCCCCCCCUGCUAUGAGCCUCGGCCGCCGCUUCCCCCCGAGCAGCUGCAAAUGAAAAUGGAGGAUAUGUCUGUGGCUGGCCUGGAUAACAGCAAGCUGGAGGCCAUCGCGCAUGAGAUCUACGCAGAGCUGGUGGAGGAUGCCUGCCUGGGGCUGUGCUUUGAAGUGCACCGUGCAGUCAAAUGCGGCUACUUCUUCCUGGAUGACACCGACCCCGACAGCAUGAAGGACUUUGAGAUCGUGGACCAGCCGGGGGUGGACAUCUUUGGGCAGGUGUACAACCAAUGGAAGAACAAGGAGUGUGUCUGCCCCAACUGCAGCCGCAGCAUCGCCGCCUCCCGCUUCGCCCCCCACCUGGAGAAGUGCCUGGGGAUGGGGCGCAACAGCAGCCGAAUCGCCAACCGCAGGAUUGCGAGCAGCAACAACAUGAACAAGUCAGAGAGUGACCAGGAGGACAACGACGACAUCAAUGACAACGACUGGUCCUAUGGCUCCGAGAAGAAAGCAAAGAAGAGGAAAUCGGAUAAGAACCCCAACUCGCCCCGCAGGUCCAAGUCCCUGAAACACAAGAAUGGCGAGCUCAGCGGGAACCCCGACCCCUUCAAGUACAGCAACUCGGCAGGAAUCAGCUAUGAGACGCUGGGCCCAGAGGAGCUGCGGACGCUGCUGACCACGCAAUGCGGGGUCAUCUCUGAACACACCAAGAAGAUGUGCACCAGGUCCCUGCGGUGCCCACAGCACACGGAUGAGCAGAGGAGGUCCGUCCGGAUUUACCUCCUUGGUCCUUCAGCGUCCCUGCCUGAGGCUGAGAGCAGCGUGGAGAACGACGGCUUUGACGUGGCUGAGAGCCAGGCCAUCAUGAGCCGGCUGCAGUGGGACGGCGCCUCUGACAUCUCCCCCUCGGAUUCGGCCUCUUCCAAAGCCAGUACCAACAACUCCGAGUCCCGGAAGACCAAGAAGAAGAAGCCCCACCUGGGGUUGGUGAGUGGCACCCCGGGGUUGGGCUCCAGCAAGAAGAAGAAGCCCAAACCCCCCGCCCCCCACACCCCCAGCAUCUACGAUGACAUCAACUGAGCACCACGGGGUGGAUGGACAGACAGACACAGACAGAUGGACGUGGGGUACCCAGGGCUGGAGGAUACAGGACUCAGCCGUUGCUGGGGGGUGGGGUUGCAGUUGGGAGCCCCUGUUUGUGCCCCCACCUCACCCACCGUCCUCCCCAUCCCGGUGCCUCUAUUUAUUCUGUGACGUUUUUGUAUGGGGGGGGUCCCAUAAGUGCCCCCCUCCCCUCCCCUUCACACUGCUCCCCCCAGUCCUGCUACAGUCCCCCCUGCAUUCCCCCCUCCUGAGCACCCCGUAUCAGUGGGGUGGGGGGCAGUGGGUCCAUGGGGGGGGGCACAGAAUUCCUUCUGUUGCUCCGGGCUGGUGCUGUGGGGUCAGGCUCAGGAUGGGGAGUACGGUGGGGAAGGGGGGGGGAUGUUUUCUGUGGGACCUCCCCCUCCUGAAAUCUGCUGUCCCCAGUUGGGGCAAGGGGUGGGGGGCUGUGCAUGCUGUGUGCGUGGGGCAACUGCUUUGUGUCUGGGGAGGGGGCAACUGUGGCUGUACCCCCCCCUACUCCCAGCUGGUCUCUUUUGGAGGGAGGGGAGGACCCUGAUCUGCCAAGGCCACGUGCUGCCCUCUCCUGGAGGGG